Molecule: messenger RNA, 10038 nt
Organism: Coregonus sp. 'balchen'
Lineage: Eukaryota; Metazoa; Chordata; Actinopteri; Salmoniformes; Salmonidae
Source: the annotation of a GenBank genome assembly
UUGUUUUGUCCUGCCUAUCAAAGGGGGUGUCCUGAAAGUUCAGAAAAGAGACUGGAUGGGGAACCCACCAGCAACUUUAACAGGUACGGUUAAUUUAUCUAUGAAGGUUUUUUCCCUUUCUAAGCUAUAUUUAGUUUUAUGUAAGAAUUGGACGUCAGUGUUUGACAUUGGACAACUGAAAGGCAGGAAAAAUAACUAACUAGGGUUGCAAAUGGAGGGUAUAUUACUGGAAACUUUCUAAGUUUACCAGUAAACUACCAGCAUUUGGUCACUUUUAAGUUUUUAUUUGUAUUUUAUCAGAUGACAUAGUGACCCUUUUGGGUACUUCAGAUUAUCAAACGUGUCUGCAAUUAUCUCUGGCCCUCUGUGUGGCCUUAUCACAUUUAAAAUAUAUAAAAUGAUAAGAUAAGAUUAUUUAAAAAUAAAAAUAGAAUGACAAAGCUGUAAAACAUGAUCCUAAAUAUAAACCAUCAACUUAGUGAAUACCAUUGGUUUCAUCAUGAAAUAUCCUCACUUUUAUUUAUUUUACUAAGUCAAUAUGUCUUUGUUGUAACAGUUUUGUCGCCAAACUGGUGUCAGUUGUGAAAAAAGUCAAUGGUUGGAAGAGUUGCAGUUAAUUGAAACCUAGUCUUGAAAUAUUUAUGGUUGUGAAAUAGUAGUAGUAGUGGUAGUGGUAGUGAUGGCAGUAGUAAUUGUAGUAGUAGUAAUGGUAGUAAUAAGGUUUUCAUAGGCUAUGUGUUAGUUAUAGUGACCUAUUUUGGGGUGGUUUGUUGGUGUGGAGUUAUUAAAGUGGGUUAUAGUGGGUUAGUAUAUUAUGCUAAGGCAAAGGGUAGCUACUUUGAAGAAUCUCAAAUAUAAAAUACAUUUUGAUUUGUUUAACACUUUUUUUGGUUACUACAUGAUUCCAUAUGUGUUAUUUCAUAGUUUUGAUGUCUUCACUAAUAUUCUACAAUGUUGAAAAUAGUCAAAAUAAAGAAAAACCCUUGAAUGAAUAGGUGUGUCCAAACUUUUGACUGGUACUGUACAUGUCAACGCUGGUUUGGUGUUUGUAGCUUUAACAGUUGAAGAGCAGUGACGAAUCCAAAUAUUUCAUAUUCAAUCCUAUUAAGAUUUUAAGUACAUUUAAAAUGGUAAGUCAGAGUGUGAAUUACGUAGGAUCCACUCUGGUUAUAGUUCAGAAAUUAUAAAUGGUAUCAAAAAGCUGUAUACAACAACCUAUUCCAGACUGGUCUGCAUGUUUUAAAGUUUGAGUGGCGUUUCUAGCUUAAACGGUUGAAGGCCUGAAUUUUUCCCAUUUAUGGCAAUUGAAAUGCAUUGGGAUCUAUGCAAAUGUGGUAGCAUAAUUAUUUGUAUUUUGUCUGAAGACAGCCAGCCUGCAUGUUUUAAAGUUGUUUUGGUGUUAGUAGCUUCAACAGUUCAAGAGCAGUGGCGAAAUCAAAUACUUCCCAUUCAGGCCUAUGGAGCUUUUAUGCACAUUUAAAAUGAUUAUAGUUCAAAAAGUAUAAAUGGUAUCAAAAGCUGUAUACAAGAAACCUAUUACAGACCGGUCUGCACGUUUUAAAGUUUGAAUGGCGUUUCUAGCAAACUGUUGAAGACAUUUUCCCAUUCAAUUCAAUGGCCUCUGAAAUGCAUUGAGAUGUAUGCAAAUAUGGUUAUAGUGUUCAAAGUAUUAGUUGUAUGAAAAAAAAAAAUUCAAGCACACUGACCAGUGCCAGCCUGCACGUUUUAAAGUUGUUUUGGUAUUGAGAGCUUUUAGAGUUUUGGCGCUAGAGACUCCAGCGAAAUAAGAAGAAGUAUGAACAGUUUCUAAAGUUUGGCUUUGCUUUCAGCAAGCACACCUAAUAAUGCCAUUGUUGAUUAGAUGCUUUUUUCACUUACCGUUAUGGCCACUAAGGCAAUUAAUUACCUGGGGCCACACAUCAUCAGGGGGCUUCGUGAAAAGAAAAGUCUCAACUUACUGUUGGGAGUUAGAAUAGUAGAAUACACAAGAUUGCAAUUUAGGGAGUUGGUAGUACAUCAGCAGUUUUCCUCUUGUUAUGUCAAUCACUGACAGUCAUUCAAUUAGCCCAUGUCAGCUAACAUUUUAUAGAUUGCCAGGUAAGUUAGUCUAGCCAGUAAUCUAAACCUUGUAGUAAUCAUGGCUGAAUUACCGACAGGGCAGGAAGGGCACCUCCAGGGGGCUCCCCUCUAGCCUUUUGGCUAGUCAACCAGAUAGUAUGAACAUGGCAUAAGUCUAGGCGAAAUGUGUAGAAUUGCAGGAAAUUCGCUUUAAAACUGCAAAAUGUUCUCUCCACCCCAUAGCAAAAUGUGUAAAAUUGCAGGACAUAUGGUUUAUCCACUAGAAACUCAUAGACAAUACAGAGACAUUUCUAGAAAAUUAAUAGGUCUACUAGGCCUACUGUAUACGAAUAUUUUUUUAAAAUUCAAGUAUAAAUUACCAAAGUUACCAUAGAUUGCCUGUUAAUGACGAAAAUUACAGGUAGCUUUGCAACACUAGACCUAACCCACUGAAAUUAAACUUAUUUUCAGAGGGAGAUGUGGAAUGCUUCUCAGAGUACAUGGAGGUGUGGGUCCACAGAAUGAGAAUAGAGGGCUUGAGACUCUGGCUCUCCGGGGCCCUAAGAAUUCAAGGUGACUAUCCCAGUUUAACUAACUAAUAACCUAAUAAUCUACCCAGCUGGCAAAACUGGUUGAAAUUAUGUCAUUGCAACCAUAAACUGGUUGUAAUUAUGUUAUUAUUAUGUCAAUUCAACCAGAUUUGCCCAGUUUUGCUUACUGGGUACCAGCUAUAUUACAGCUUUUUGUGAAGCGUUUCAAAAAUACAUUUUGGCAUUAAGCUACAUCACAUAUUUGUUUCAUUAACAUUUCACAUUUUGAAUUCUACAUGAGCGGUUGUGUCACAAUCAAGAUUAGGCUGCAUUAUUAUGAUUUAUUGCUCUACGUUUGUUUUGUAAUGCCUUUUCAUCCCUUUGUCCUCAGUAGUAAGCCUUGCUUCCUUGGAUCACCUGAACCUCCAGUUUUCUGCAUGUGGAUUCUCACUACACAAAGAUCCUGACAAGAACUACAUCUUUAGAGUUAUGUACAAUGGCUGUUUUGUCCAACAUCAGGUAAGAUAGCAGCAAUGUAAGACUUUGGCUACGUCCUGAUUCUGCACCCUUCUCCUUAUUCACCUUGAGAUGAUCUUGUAAUGAAAAGCUCUUUACAAAUGCACUUGCACACUCCUCGUCAGACAUGAAUUAACAAUGGUGGAAACUCCCUCCAGCCAAUGCUCACAUCAAUGUUUUUACAUUUGUGAUGGGAUUUGUGCAAGAAACAUUGUAGCUAGUAGGCUACCUUUUCCUGACCCAGUAUAACUACUUUUUGUUUUGUGCGAUGGUUGCAUCCUAGCAGCAUGGCAGCAAUGUCCUUGUGCUGAAUUUGGUGAAGAGAAUCAACCGGUUUGGAGAUCGAACGCACAGCUUCAUAAUGAAGUGUCCAAUGGUUCCUGCACCACCCAACAGAGAACACAUUCAGUGUGAUCCAGACGACAUCCAGGUAAAGCUUUACAAUUCAGUGAUGUACAGUAGCAAUAUCUCUGUGGAUUCAAAUAAAGUAUUUAAAGUGUGUGUGUGUGUGUGUGUGUGUGUGUGUGUGUGUGUGUGUGUGUGUGUGUGUGUGGGUGGGUGGGUGGGUGAGUUAUUGGGAUUGGGCAGGGAGGUGGGAGGACUCGUAUCUAAGUUUAUGAUACCUUGAAUAAAAAAGGCACAUUAUCCUGCACCAAAUGCUAUCUUCAUCAAUGAUCAGUGGUGUUGUGACCAUAGCUGAAAAUGACAUACAGUAUUCCCACAGGUGAUCAGACAGAUCCCAUUGGACAGCUGGAACAAUGAGGUAAACAAGUUAUACAUACACUGUACACUGUGUGUGUGUAGUCAUUAAUUUACUGCAUGCAUCAGAUCGUACAAUGUACCAACACUGUGUGUGUAUGCAUGUGUUUGUGUGUGUGUGUGUGUACAUGUUGUGUGUGUGCACACGCUCGCAUUUGUCUGUUUACAGCUUCAAUGGUCUCUUUCCCUGAGGGGUAAUCUAAUUGUAGCCCUUGAGGAUGCUAGCUUGAUCCAGGUGUACACUGACAUGAAUGGACCAAGCAUCAUAGUUCAAGGCAAGAGGAGAGAACUCUUGAAUCCUGUGACGGUAAGUUGCCACAUUGUGGCCAUUCAAGAAAUUACAAUGGAAACCAAUAAUGUUACAACCCCCUAGUGGAACCAGCCUGAUCGCUGUGUUCACCUUUCUGAUUCCACCAAGUUAAUAAUAUUGGUGAACUGUAGAGAAUUCUUUGCAUUUCAACAACGUAUUUGGUCAUCCAUAAAAGUAAAAUACUUAUUGUAGUUCUCAAAUGGAUGGGAAACUUCAGAUUGUUGUAAUUGUUUGUUCUUGGAUUAACUUUAAAUGACAGGUAAUGGAAAGGACAGGGGAAUUUCUUGCCUUGAAGUUGGUCAGUGGACAGUAUGCCUACAGUAUGGAAGCUACCUGUCCAAAUGGUGGGUCACGAAGCAACAGUCAUUUACUUUGUUUAGACAAUCUGGUAUCAGCUUACUUAAGCUACAGCCUAGAACUGUCAGAAGUGUGACAUGAUGCUUGUUAUAAAUUAUGGGCAACACUUUAUUUUAAGGUUAACAUAUUAGCCACUAAUUUGUCAUUUAUAAGUGUGUAUAUAAGUAGCUUAUAAGGCAUUUAUUGUGUCUUAUAUCAAUAAUGCCAUGAUGUAUAACAUUUAAAAGUAGUUUAAAAUAUGUCAGUCAUGUCAGUGUUUUUCACUGUCAUAAACUGUCACAGGCAUGAUAUCAUGAUAGUUAUGCAGUUUGGAUCCCAACAAUUUCAUACAGUUGCAGGCACUAAAACGUUAGGUUGUGCUAUGGUAUUGGCUGAACAAUUGCCACAAUGCAUGUGCAACAAUGCACUCUCUCGUCUCCUAGUGAUAGCUUGCCACAAAAACCCGUACCUGUUUUUUUUCAUGGACUCAAUUUUUAAUGCCUGCAACCACUGAAUUAAAUUGAACACAAAUGUAAUGUUAAUUUCAUGUAACUCUAUGCCCACAACGUAAUGCCACCUCCUCACACACCCUCACUUUUGAUGUCCAUAGUUGUGUCAGUGUCCAGCCCAGCAGCAGAGGACACUAUACUGCACAUUUUUAAACGGCGCAUGGGUUUGACAAAAAGAGGAGGCUAUGAGAGUGACACCCUAACAGUUAGCAGUGUGUCUGUGAAGCAGACAGAGAAGUUCACUGUCCAUGAGACCCAUGACUUUGUCCAACUCAGCAUCGCUACAGCCCUUAUCCUACAGGUCAAGGUAGGUGUUUUUCUGUAAAGUAUUUUUCUGACCAUUUGGUGCAUGCAGUACAAAAAAAUAGAUGUGGUCAUUUAGCAGACGUUUCUAUCCAAAGCGAUUUACAGUUCAUAGUGACGCGUGGUCGAUGUGAGAGUCACACUCACAACCCUGCAUGUACUAGCAUGCACACAAGACUGUAAGUUGCUUUGGAUAAAAGCGUCUGAUAAAUGAUCUAUAUUCUUCUUCUUCUUCUUCUUCUUCUUCUUCUUCUUCUUCUUCUAUUAUGAUUAUGAUUAUGAUUAUGAUUAUUAUUCUUUAACCCACUGAGCCAUAGCAUUUUGACCUACAUGAAUGCAAUUUCUACAGUUAUCAUACAGGCUAUAUACUGUAUACAGUCGUGGUCAAAAGUUUUGAGAAUGACACAAAUAUUAAUUUUCACAAAGUCUGCUGCCUCAGUUUUUAUGAUGGCAAUUUGCAUAUACUCCAGAAUGUUAUGAAGAGUGAUCAGAUGAAUUGCAAUUAAGUCCCUCUUUGCCAUGAAAAUGAACUUAAUCCCCAAAAAACAUUUCCACUGCAUUUCAGCCCUGCCACAAAAGGAUCAGCUGACAUCAUGUCAGUGAUUAUCUCAUUAACACAGGUGAGAGUGUUGACGAGGACAAGGCUGGAGAUCACUCUGUCAAGCUGAUUGAGUUAGAAUAACAGUCUGGAAGCUUUAAAAGGAGGGUGGUGCUUGAAAUCAUUGUUCUUUCUCUGUUAACCAUGGUUACCUGCAAGGAAACACGUGCCGUCAUCAUUGCUUUGCACAAAAAGGGCUUCACAGGCAAGGAUAUUGCUGCUAGUAAGAUUGCACCUAAAUCAACCAUUUAUCGGAUCAUCAAGAACUUCAAGGAGAGAGGUUCAAUUGUUGUGAAGAAGGAUUCAGUGCGCCCAAGAAAGUCCAGCAAGCGCCAGGACCGUCUCCUAAAGUUGAUUCAGCUGCGGGAUCGAGGCACCACCAGUGCAGAGCUUGCUCAGGAAUGGCAGCAGGCAGAUGUGAGUGCAUCUGCACGCACAGUGAGGCGAAGACUUUUGGAGGAUGGCCUGGUGUCAAGAAGGGCAGCGAGGAAGCCACUUCUCUCCAGGAAAAACAUCAGCGACAGACUGAUAUUCUGCAAAAGGUACAGGGAUUGGACUGCUGAGGACUGGGGUAAAGUCAUUUUCUCUGAUGAAUCCCCUUUCCGAUUGUUUGGGGCAUCCGGAAAAAAAGCUUGUCUGGAGAAGACAAGGUGAGCGCUACCAUCAGUUCUGUGUCAUGCCAACAGUAAAGCAUCCUGAGACCAUUCAUGUGUGGGGUUGCUUCUCAGCCAAGGGAGUGGGCUCACUCACAAUUUUGCCUAAGAACACAGCCAUGAAUAUAGAAUGGUACCAACACAUCCUCUGAGAGCAACUUCUCCCAACCAUCCAAGAAUAGUUUGGUGACGAACAAUGCCUUUUCCAGCUUGAUGGAAAGGCAAAAGUGAUAACUAAGUGGCUCGGGGAACAAAACAUUGACAUUUUGGGUCCAUGGCCAGGAAACUCCCCAGACCUUAAUCCCAUUGAGAAUUUGUGGUCAAUCCUCAAGAGGCAGGUGGACAAACAAAAACCCACAAAUUCUGACAAACUCCAAGCAUUGAUUAUUUUGGCCCAGAAGUUAAUUGACAGCAUGCCAGGGUGGAUUGCAGAGGUCUUGAAAAAGAAGGGUCAACACUGCAAAUAUUGACUCUUUGCAUAAACUUAAUGUAAUUGGCAAUAAAAGCCUUUGACACUUAUGGAAUGCUUAUAAUUAUACUUCAGUAUACCAUAGUAACAUCUGACAAAAAUAUCUAAAAACACUGAAGCAGCAAACUUUGUGAAGACCAAUACUUGUGUCAUUCUCAAAAAUUUUGACCACGACUGUACAUUCGGAAAGUAUUCAGACCCCUUGACUUUUUCCACAUUUUGCUACGUUACAGCCUUAUUCUAAAAUUGAUUAAAUUGUUUUUUUCCCCCCUCAUCAAUCUACACAAAAUACCCAAUAAUGACAAAGCAAAAACAGAUUUUUAGAACAUUUUGCAAAUGUAUUAAAAAUAAAAAAUGGAAAUAUCACAUUUACAUAAGUAUUCAGACCCUUUACUCAAUACUUUGUUGAAGCACCUUUGGCAGCGAUUACAGCCUCGCGUCUUCUUGGCACACCUGUGUUUGGGGAGUUUCUUCCAUUCGUCUCUGCAGAUCCUCUAAAGCUCUGUCAGGUUGGAUGGGGAGCGUCGGUGCACAGCUAUUUUCAGGUCUCUUCAGAGAUGUUCGAUCGGGUUCAAGUCCGGGCUCUGGCUGUGCCACUCAAGGACAUUCAGAGACUUGUCCCGAAGCCACUCUUGCGUUGUCUUGGCUGUGUGCUUAGGGUCGUUGUCCUGUUGGAAGGUGAACCUUCGCCCCAGUCUGAGGUCCUGAGCGCUCUGGAGCAGGCUUUCAUCAAGGAUCACUCUGUACUUUGCUCUGUUCAUCUUUACCUCGAUCCUGACUAGUCUCCCAGUCCCUGCCGCUGAAAAACAUCCCCACAGCAUGAUGCUGCCACCAUGCUUCACCGUAGGGAUGGUGCCAGGUUUCCUCCAGACGUGACGCUUGGCAUUCAGGCGAAAGAGCUCAAUCUUGGUUUCAUCAGACCAGAGAAUCUUGUUUCUCAUGGUCUGAGAGUCCUUUAGGUGCCUUUUGGCAAACUCCAAGCGGGCUGUCAUGUGCCUUUUACUGAGUAGUGGCUUCCAUCUGGCCACUCUACCAUAAAGGCCUGAUUGGUGAAGUGCUGCAGAGAUGGUUGUCCUUCUGGAAGGUUCUCCCAUCUCCACAGAGGAACUCCGGAGCUCUGCCAGAGUGACCAUCGGGUUCUUGGUCACGUUCCUGACCAAGGCCCUUCUCCCCCGAUUGCUCAGUUUGGCCGAGCGGACAGCUCUAGGAAGAGUCUUGGUGGUUCCAAACUUCUUCCAUUUAAGAAUGAUGGAGGCCACUGUGUUCUUGGGGACCUUCAAUGUGCAGAAAUGUUUUGGUACCCUUCCCCAGAUCUGUGCCUCGACAUAAUCCUGUCUCGGAGCUCUACGGACAAUUCCUUCGACCUCAUGGCUUGGUUUUUGCUCUAACAUGCACUGUAAACUGUAGGACCUUAUAUAGACAGGUGUGUGUCUUUCCAAUCAAUUGAAUUUACCACAGGUGGACUCCAAUCAAAAAAAGUUGUAGAAAUAUCUCAAGGAUGUUCAAUGGAAACAGGAUGCACCUGAGCUCAAUUUCGAGUCUCAUAGCAAAGGGUCUGAAUACUUAUGUAAAUAAGUUAUUUCAGUUUUUUAUUUGUAAUAAAUUAGCAAACAUUUAUAAAAACCUGUCAUUAUGUGGUAUUGUGUGUAGAUUGAUGAGAAAAAAUAAUUUUUAAUGUGGAAAAAGGGAAGGGGUCUGAAUACUUUCCGAAUGCACUGUAUAUAAUCAAGUUGUCUUUUACAGAACUGCCCCACUGAUGAGGGGAUUGCACAGCCGUUCUAUAGGGUAGACGUUGUGCUCACGUUUAAGGAGACUAACCACAAAAUGUACUGGACUAUGGAGAACACUCUGCCAUGCACAGGUGAGGGGUGUGCUCAGUAACAAUGAAACAUUAUGAUCAACAUUAAGCUUUUGAUGUAACGCUCACAAAAAAUAGUAUGAAAUAUGCAGCAUCAACGAAAAGCACAAUAUAAUUUCACUCUUAAAAGCUACAGCAGCCCGGCCACUUGUUUUGGUAUACAGCUGAGGAAUGGAGCUGGGAUAAUGUAACCCCUUUCAAAUAUCAUCCAUUUGAUAGUUUUAACAUAUUUUGAAGCUAUACAUUCUUUGUUUACAUUGUUGUUUGCAAACAAUGGAGUAAUACAACUUUAUAUUUUGGGUUAUGAUAGGGUAAGACAGUUGUGCUAAACUCAUGAGGCAUUUAAAAGUUAUAUUCUUCAAGAAUAAAUAUCAAUCAUUUAAAUGAUUAUUGAACAGAUUCCUUUUAUCGCAGACUGUACCUUUAAAGUGUCCUUUUGUAGCUAAUGUUUUUAAUUCUGCCUUUUUGCAGAGUCCCCCAGACUGCUAUCAAUCUCACCAAUAUAUUAUCAUACUUCAACAACAUCGGACCCUAUUUUGACAUACACUACAUCAACCCCUGCUUCCUAUACCACAGUGCCCUUUAGCUCGUACUCAACAAUGGACCAACAGUUUCUAUCAACAGAGAAAUCUCAGGAGGGCCCCUCCACCUUCCCAAAAACGACAUCAAUUGAGAGGACUCAGGCUGAAGAAACAGGAAGAAAUACAUCACCCACCAGUUCCUCACAUACACAGACCUCUGGUCCCAUUAUCUACUGGAGUAAUGUGACAUCAAUGACUCCAAGUACAACAAACAAAGCAACAAAGGACAAAUACCAACAGACAAGCACUAUAAGUGAAGCAACACAAGUGGAAUUUCAAGGUACGACUGCUACAAGUGCAACAGUGCAAGUGGAAUUCCAAGGUACAACCGUUACAAGUGAAACAGCACUGGUAGAAUUCCAAGGACCAACGUCUACAACUGACACAAUACAGUCGAGAUUCCAAGGAACAAGCGGUUCAAGUGAAACAGUGCAAGAGGAAUUCCAAGCAACAACCAUCGCAAGUGGAACGAUGCAUGUAGAAUUCCAAGAAACAACCAUUACAAGUGAAACAGCACGGGUAGAAUUCCAAGGAACAACCACUACAAGUGAAACAGCA